CUUUAAAACUGAUUGCAUGAACAUUACAUGUGAUUAAAUGUGCGUGAUAGACGCAUUACGAUGCGUGACGAGCCAACCGACGACAAGCGGGUAUCAGAUUCUGGGAGCACUAACAAUGAGCACACACUACUAGCUUUCGUCAGUAGAAACGCAACGGUUGGCUCGGGUGAACGUUUGCUCGACGGCGCUCCGAACUCUCUAAGCGCGCCGUGUGAGAGAACGAGUUGUGUAGUUGGUUGCAAUAUUAUCCACGUCUCUCUGCUUCUUUCUCUCUUCAUCUCUCUGUCUCGUCCCCUUCCUUCCUGCCCCUCCUCUCUUCCUCCAACCAUUCGCACAUGCAUGGAUCCCGGCUUGUCCAUUGCCGCGUCCCCAUUGUGCACUGGUGACGAUCGUCCCACCGCGCACGUGUACUCGUCGACAAGCACCGGCUAUCUCGGACAUCGGAUCCCGAUUAAACAUCAGGCAUGACCAACAACAAACAGUCAUGGUUCCGCGGUGUGCGAAGCAGCAAGUUUCGGCACGUUUACGGUGUGCCAGCGAAAAGGGAGAAAUGCUACGACAACAUCAAGAUCACGAAGAACGCUCACGAUUCGCAGUUUUGCGCCAUAAAUCCGAAGUUUCUGGCCGUUGUGACGGAAGUAGCAGGCGGUGGAGCAUUCCUGGUGUUAUCAUUGGAUCGUACUGGCCGCCUCGACUUCAAUGCCAGCCGAGUAACUGGACAUACCGGUCCCGUUUUGGACAUCAAGUGGAAUCCAUUCAACGAUAACAUCAUUGCAUCAUGUUCCGACGAUUGCACUAUAAAACUGUGGCACGUGCCCGACGGCGGAUUAUCGAGAAAUUUGACUGACUGGUUGGUGGAGCUGCAAGGACACAAACGGCGUGUCGCUUAUAUCGAAUGGCAUCCGGUAGCGGAAAACGUGCUCUUCAGCGCCGGCUUCGAUCAUCUUGUUAUUGUGUGGGAUGUCAACAGAUGCGAGGCGGUGAGCAUCAUCGACAGGCAUCCCGAUGUGAUUUACAGCAUAUCCCUAAAUCGCGACGGCAGCUUACUAGCCACCACUUGCAAAGACAAGAAGUUGCGCGUUUUUGAGCCGAGAUCCGGCAUCGUUGUCUCGGAAGGGGUGUGUCACGCCGGCACGAAAGCGAGCAAGGUGGUAUUCCUCGGCAGUUCUGGGCGUCUCUUGACCACUGGAUUUAGCAGACAUUCGGACCGACAAUACGCGAUAUGGAGUCAACAUGACCUGACCGUCCCCCUGACGUGUGAAACGAUAGACUCAUCGAGCGGGGUGGUUUUCCCGUUUUACGAUAACGAUACCAAUAUGGUAUUUUUAGCCGGGAAGGGUGAUGGCAAUAUUCGCUAUUACGAGGUGGUUAACGAGGCACCUUGGAUGCACUACCUUAGCCAAUUUAUAUCCGGAAAUCCUCAGAGAGGGUUGGGAGUAAUGCCGAAAAGAGGCAUCAGCACAUCCAUGUGCGAAGUGUUUAGAUUUUACAAAUUACACGCAACUCGCGGAAUGUGCGAGCCGAUCUCGAUGAUAGUACCUCGAAAGAGUGAUCAGUUCCAAGAGGAUUUGUAUCCCGAUACAAUUGGAACGUGUCCCGCACUAUCGGCCAGAGAUUGGAUCAGCGGUAUGAACAGCCCGCCAAUCUUAAUUUCUCUCAAGACAGGUGGCAGCAUCUCCACGCAUAAACCACGAAUAUACAAGCCGCCGCAGCUGCCCGCGGCGACCGAUCUGAACAACAAGAAGAAAUUUGCGUUUUUAUCUACGGAAACCAUACCGGAUUACAGGCCGGUAGAAUUGCACAAUAUGUCUGAGAAAAGUCAGAAGACGUCUAGCAAUCAGAGCACAAAGUUUCAGCAGCUUCAGCAGAAGUUCGGAAACGUUGUUAUACAGAAGAAUAUUAUAUCAUCUCCGCUUAAUGACAAUAAAGUAAUGGAGACUGUGGAUGUUCCGAACAAUGAGGCGGAACUUCGACUGGCGUUCGCUCGUCAGACCGACGAGUUGAGACUAGUGCGACGGCAGCUCGCCAACAGUCAACUGCGCGUCAAGGAAUUGGAGGACCAAAUACGAAAGUUGCAGCACCAGUAGAAGCGAGAACGUUACAGGCGCCUCGAUAUACCGGCUUUGCCGAGCAAGACUUGCUUCACGGCUAAGCGUGACUAGCGAGCCAAUACUGGAAAUUUAUAGAGUAUUUAUGUACCGCUAAACAUAUAGUAACAAGGAGCCUAAGCUUUCGAGAAUUUUAUCCUAACGCGCUUAGGACGUCAGCUCUAUGAUACUCAUACAUAAAAAGGUAUUCGCACAGAAGUAUUUUUACCGAUUUUUUCUGUUAAUCUACAAAUUUUGAUAUAGAAUGACAUUUGUCGAGUCGAGUUUAACACAUUGGCCACAAAGAAGGGAAAGGAAGCGAAGGGCCCCGCAUUUGUUAUGUGAAAAUUGUACCUGUUCGCACACAUGCCUGGAUGCGUAAGUUGGAUAUUUGCGUGUAUACGUGCAGAAUUGUAUAUGAGUAAGGAAUGAGGAGAAGCACAAUAUCUUUUUUAGAACGGCAGCAUAAAAGUAAUUUCAUAUAUAUUGUCAAUUAGAUAACAUUUUAUUUUGAGAAUGAUAUCAUUUGUUGAUACUAGUCUGUUAAUUGAUUGUUAACUUCUAUUGCCGUUUCAUUUAUUGAUUAUUUAAGUCUUUAAUAUAUUAUUUAAUAUAUUGCUUAAUCCUUAGAGAGAGAAAAAACUUUGGAGGACAAGUAUUUCUUUACGUACUAUCAUGUUGGAAGAAUAUUUCUUUUGUUUAUAUCUUUGCAACGAGUAAACUAAUUUCGUUGCUGAUCUAUUGCAUUAAUAAAUGUCACGCUAUAUUCUACAAUACUGCAACGCUAUUACUUAUAUCGUGCGAAUAAACUAGCGCAUUAGUGCACUAAGUAUUUUGCUAUCGCGUGUAUCUUUCACUGCCAUCUAUACACUGCCGUGAUGUCGAUGGCAAUAAUAAAAUCUUUAAAUCUAUUAACAGCAGUGAGAUAAUACUUAAUAAAUGUUGUGAAUACUUGCGAAUUAUUUUAAUCGCUUUUUACACGAGAAACGCAAUAAAUAAUAAACUCGCGGUGUGACGUACGCGCAGCGAGAUCAUUAGACAGCGUAUAGCCUUAAAGGGAAUAGCGAAUGUACUAAAACAUUUAUUUCUCUAGCAUUAAUCUCUCGCAAUUUGGAGAAUUAUGCCAAAUUAUAUAUUUGCUUGACAACAAUAAUCAAAUCAUGUGUGUGUGUAACGAUUUAUACGUUUAUAUAUGUAUUUUUCAUACACAGUGUGUAAUUAUAUCGUGAGUCGACAAAUAUAGUACCUGGAUACUACACUUCACAUAUCGCUUGUGAUCAAGUGAGUGUAAAAUUUCGUUAUUCGUAAAAAAAAAAACAAACAAAUAUAGUAAGCGUAAGUCCUGGAAUUUACUGAUAUAGCAGCAUCUAACGUAGCAUUUCCCUAGUCUCUUUCUUCAUCAAUUAUUUACUUAAUCGCCAUUAGCUUUAAACAUUUUUUGGUCCACACACAAAUAAUAUGUCUAAAUUAAAAUCUUCUCUUAGAAACGAUGUACAAUUGUCACUUGGAAAAUACGGAGCUACCUACGUGCGUUAUAUUAGUGAUACACACAUUGCGUAGUUUGUAGAUAUAUUUUCGAUAUUUAUACCCAAAGCAAUUUUCAUGAUAUUUAUAAAAUAAAACAAUAACGAUCCACCUGCGUGAUGAACGUUAAGAUACGACAUUUCGCUACGAAUUAUAUAAAUUUGCUUGCGAUGCAUCAAGACUUGUAUGUCAUAUUUAUCAAUCAAAUAUACUGUCGAGACCCAGUCGUGUGAUACCGCGCACUAAACAGAAAUACCAAAGAGUGUUGUUAUCUCACACAGAUUACAGGCGAAUUUACUGUCGCGUGUCAACUGCUGAAUGAAUUUAUACACAGAACAUCAAAAAUUAUAUGUAUACCACAAGCAGGGAUCUCAGUAAUAAAAAAGAAACAUUUAGUCA
Molecule: messenger RNA, 4010 nt
Organism: Linepithema humile (Argentine ant)
Lineage: Eukaryota; Metazoa; Arthropoda; Insecta; Hymenoptera; Formicidae
Source: RefSeq, a predicted model, not a curated record